AUGCCCAUCGAAGAUCCAUCGCUUCAAAACAUGGCCACGCUCUGCAUGGGCUCGUUCCCACGCGGCGUGGCUUCGUUUGAGACGUCGCCGGACGUUUUCUGCCAACUUAUCUUUGUUGACUACCAGAUCCACUUUUUGCUCCAGAAACACUUCCAGGGCGAGCUUUAUGCACAUCAGACGGUGAAAUUGGGUGCCGAGGCGCGCGACGAUGUGGACGAGUUGAAAAAAGUGCUCGAAUCGGUCGUAAACUCGUCGUCUGGCGCCGACUUUGGUGCUACAGAAGCUCUCUACCAAGCCGUGCUCCAGGGGCACUUACGGCUCUUGGAGGGCGAUGUAAAUGGUGCCUAUACCGUUUUAGAAAAACAUCUGCGCGGCAGAAUUGCGAAAUCCAGCUCUGCGACCGAGGACUCGUUCCUUGAAUACUUGAAGAUAAGACUCUGCUGCUUGAUCGGAGCCACUCUGGCGGAGCUGUUUACGCACUGGAUCAUGUACUUGGCGGAAAUGCGCACGGUAUUGCCGAAAAGCGAGGUCGCGGCCCGUAUCUGGACCCGUGCCAUCUUAGAGAACGUAUUUAGAACAUUCCUGGCUCAGGCUCCGAGACCGCUCAAGUUUCUGGACUUACACACGCAAAGAUUUGGCGGCAAUGUUUGUGCCGUGGUGUUGUUUGCCAGCUUCUGCCUCCAGAGCCGCGGCACGAGCCAGUUGCAUCCUGCCUUCGCUGCUGAGUUCAGCCAGUACCUUACCGGUUUGCUUGAAGAGGCCACCAAAGCCAAGGCUGACUUUCCCAAUGCUACUCAGUUGAGAGCGCCGGAGUUGUUGUUGAUGGAUGCCAUCUUUAGCAGCGUCAGCGAUAUCACUUCCAGUAGAGAAUACAUCACGAGCAUUCUCAAACGCAAGGUCUCCAAGAGAUACCUCGUUCACAUGGCCGAGCGCUCAUUCCAGGAUCACAAGGUGCUCAUGUUUCUCAUCCAGACGCUCAUUGAUAUGAAGGAGUACGACGAGGCCUUCGCUGCGUUCGCUACCUACGUUGAGUACAUCCAACAGCAGCAGACUCGAAACAAGGGCUCUUUGGACGAUAUCCUUGCUGUUAUUGAUGUAUACACCACAUGUAUCACGGCCUUUAAUCCUGCUAAUUCCUUUAUUCCCGACGCUAAGCUGCCGUCUCCUAGAUUCAAGUAUAGAUGCACCGACGAGGUGGUGCUGAGACUCAAGAAAGAAUCUGAGUGCUUGGUGCAAUACUUAGAAAGAGCCUCCACUAUUGCUGGCUUGCUGUAUGUCAGCAGUCAGCUAGACGAGUCUAUCGACCGGAAUCUCGCCUUCUUAUACUUCCGUUUCAAUCCAAAUUCGUUUAUUGGUGACAAAUCUCCCUUGGCAAAAUCUCUCUGCAAUGGAUGGUACGCUGUUGGCCAGUUCCAUUCCUACUUGUCGACCUACGAGACCAACUCGAUUGCAGACAUGAAAACUAACAACGAGAAGAUCCUUGAGCUAUUCAAAAAAGGGCUUAUCGUGAAUUGCAGACGCAACGUGACUCACUUGUUUGAGUACGCGUUGAAGCUUGCCUAUUCCCAAAAAUUGCAGUCAGCUGCAAGGUUGUGUAAGUUCAUUUUGAAGGGUCACCCUGAGCUGUUCAAGACUUGGAACUUGCUCAUUUUGGCGCUCUCUGGCUUGGAGACUAAGGACAGAUCAAACGACGAGACCGCGCCAUCGGACGACAUUCUCUCGGACGUCCAAAGUGUGUCGCAAAGCAACCUGGAGAAGUUUUCCGACGACGCCUUGAAUGUGGCCAGUCUCUACAUCACAAAGAACCAGGAAAAUGGAAUCGCCACUCCAAUUGAAACGUGCUAUGACAUUCUCCAACUUAAAAUGACUCAGCUUGCAAUUUUGGAGCGCAACCGCGGUAUUGAGCACAUGCUCCAUCACGUUUCAGAGGUUUUUGUACUCUACAAGGAACUCUUCCUGGACCUGACCCUUUCCCACGAGGCCGACAACAUGCACAGCAAAUUUGAGAGCAGAUCAGUUGGGGUGUGGUCGCAUCGUCCCAGCGUGAUUGAUCCCUCGGAAAGAGCACAAGCGCUUCAACGGACCAUGUCGCUGCGGAAACUGAACAUGGUGCCCAAGGAUAGCCUCAAAAAGCCCGCCAAGAUCGAGGAGGUCCAAAACGAGGGCAAAGAGCCCAAGGACAAACACUACGAGAAAGAGCUGCGCAUUCUCCAGCAGUUGUGGUUGUGGACGGCAUCGAUUUACCUCAAGCUCGAUUUGCCCGAAGAGGCAGAACAGUGCAUCGUGGAAGCCGAAACGGCCGACAAGCCCAACGUGCUCACGUUCACGUAUCUUGGCCUCUUGACGUCGCGCAGCCGCAAGUUCUUGGCGCUCCAGGAGUUCGAGAGAUCGUUGGAGGUGUACCACUUGCCCGAAGAACAAUACAACAAAGUCGGCUACGCGCUCACGCUUCUUGGCUUGUGCAAGCUUUUCAUCGUGGACGACGACAAGAGCAACUCGCUCUUCAUCUCCAGCAAGGACCACAACGCGGGAUUGGUGCGGUUGAAGAACUACUUGGAGGAGUUCAGCCACUGUUGGCCAUAUGGCUACAACAACUCGGAGCUCUGGUACUACUUGAGUGGGCUCUACCAGAAGUUCGACGACAAGAUCUUGUACAAGGAUGCGCUUUGGCGGUGCGUUGAGCUUGAGGACUGGCGGCCUGUUCGUUCGUUUGACGUCUGCGAGGGUCUUCGGUUCUGA
This is a messenger RNA of Australozyma saopauloensis, 2739 nucleotides long. RefSeq lists its product as uncharacterized. Gene Ontology annotation, molecular function: protein binding. The record is from RefSeq and is a predicted model, not a curated record. The transcript has a single exon. NCBI's taxonomy places the organism in Eukaryota, Fungi, Ascomycota, Pichiomycetes, Serinales, Metschnikowiaceae. Bases 1 to 2739 code for a protein of 912 amino acids.